Molecule: messenger RNA, 942 nt
Organism: Lolium perenne
Lineage: Eukaryota; Viridiplantae; Streptophyta; Magnoliopsida; Poales; Poaceae
Product: vacuolar protein sorting-associated protein 24 homolog 1
Biological process (GO): vacuolar transport
Source: RefSeq, a predicted model, not a curated record
AUUUUGCAGCAGCAGAAUCACGGCAGCGACUCCUUCGUUGUCGCGCCCGGCGUCUUGCUGCUUCCGGCCAUACCGGAGCACGGAGGAGCGGCGCGGUUCGCGGCGGGGAUGGAGGCGGUGAAGAGCCUUCUGAAGCCAAAGCCGACGCCGCAGCAGCAGCUGCGCGAGUGGCAGCGCCGCCUCCGUAACGAGGGCCGCAACAUCGAGCGACAGAUCCGAGACGUGGAGAAGGAGCAGAAGAAGGUGGAGAAGGCCAUCAGGGAGGCCGCCAAGCGCGACGACAUCGGAUCGGCCAAGGCGCUGGCCAAAGAGGUGGUUCGGUCGAGGAAGGCGGUCAACCGGCUCUACGAGAACAAGGCCCAGCUCAACUCCAUCUCCAUGCACCUUGGCGAAAUUGUCGCCACUACCAGAACAGUGGGUCAUUUGUCCAAGAGCACCGAAGUGAUGAAGCUUGUCAACAACCUUAUGAAAGCCCCAGAGGUAGCUGUCACUAUGCAGGAAUUCAGCAAAGAGAUGACAAAGGCUGGUGUCAUCGAAGAAAUGGUGAAUGACGCGGUGGAUUCAGCACUGGACAAUGAGGACAUGGAGGAGGAGAUUGACGAGGAGGUUGAUAAGGUCCUUUCUGCAAUUGCCGGGGAGACUGCUUCCCAACUUCCAGAGGCUGUCCGGAAAGAAAAAGAGCAGGUCACGCAACCUUCGACAAGUCAACCUGUAGAGAGAACUGCUAUAGCAGAAUCUGUUGAUGAUGGCGACGAGGAUGAGCUAGAAAAGAUAAGAGAAAGGCUCGCUAAAGUGAGGUCAUAAAAGACAAUUGAUGUGUUCACAUGUAUAAUAGUCCAUUUGAUAAUGUAUGUUUGUAUGAUACACAAGUUGACAGAUGACUUUCUUUGUCACUGACAAUCUAAUUCAUUCACCCACAUUCACCGGCGUAAACUUGUCAAA